AUGAAACUUGCCAAAGUUAUAAAGAUUAUCAAUCAAGUCGAUCAAGUAUCAUUUCUUUCUAAAAUGAUAGAUCAUAUUUUAGGCAAACCAUCUCCUUCCUGGAAAAGAAUUCAAGUGUUUUACUACUUAAUCACAGUUGAUCGAAGAGGACCAGCUUUCUUUCGGAAAUUGAAUGAUCGAUUAUCGAAAUUUUCACCCUUUCAACUUAUUGCCGGUACUCUGGCGAUGAUUUACAUGUUAAAAAAUGUUGAUCGAAUGGUUGGGUUUGGGGCACCCGAACCACUCGCACGACUUUAUAGUCGCAAUUAUUAUAGAGCCACAUGGAUUAUUACUGCAUUAGAUGCCGGUUUUUGGACUGCCAUGACAAUUCGUCCAAAAUUUCUAAGAGAUAUUAUGUCUCUCGUUUUUGCUUUAUAUUAUUUGAUCUUUGCGGAUCAGGCAGAUGAAAAGGCUCGUCGUGUACGUUCUGUUGUUACUGUUGAGCAUAUACGUGUAGCAUGGGAAAAAACCUUAAAUCCGUGUUUACAUGCGCUUAUCAAAUUAUCAUUUCCACCUUUAACCAUUAAUAAAAAAAUCUUAAUUCCUCGUCCCCAAAAAAAUUCACAUGGGACAAAACCAGUCAGUGGUUAUUUAUAUUAUGCCGGAUCUAAAGAAAGUUUUGAAAAUUGUGAUAAUCUUAUUAUUAAUUAUCCCGGAGGUGGAUUCGUCAGUAUGUCACCUCCAUGUCAUGACUAUUUACCUCAAUGGGCAGCCAAAACCAAAUCACCUAUUAUAAGUAUUGAUUACGGUAAAGCACCGGAAUACCCUUAUCCAUAUGCUUUGGAAGAAUGUUUUGAUGUUUAUCAAAGCAUUGUAGAAAGCAAUGGAGAGGUGAUUGGGAUGGCCGGUUGGAAGGAUAAAGCCAUUAAUGAAAGGAAGAAAAUCAAAAUAGUCUUGGUUGGUGAUUCUGCCGGAGGGAAUCUAGUAACAUCAGUCAUGUAUAAAAUCCUAGAAUCCCCAACACCGCUUCCUCACCCAACUGGUCUUAUCCUUGUAUAUCCAUGUUUAGAUUUUAAUAUUGCGUGUUGGAUGUCUCCGUCUCAAUUAUCUGCUAUAAGAGCAGAAUCUACGAAAUCAAUCCCUGGGGUAUUGGAAUCUAAAGAUCAUUUAAGUCAUAAAAGCCCUUUAUCAGUGGUUCCAGAUGUUAAAAGGAAUAGAUGGAGAAAAAGUUUGGCAGGAUCAACCGAAGAUGAAAGGACUAUUGAAGAACGAGUUCAAGUAAUUGAAGGUCAUAGCGUGACUGAACACCGUAGUGAUAAAAUCCCACGUCCAGUUAUCGGGACCAGAUUAGCAAUGACUAGUCGAAUGAGUUUUUUUAAUGACAGAAUUGUUAAUCCCGAUCUAAUGCGCGCAAUGGCCAUACUUUAUAUUGGACCUAAUAAUUAUCCCGACUUUGCAUCAGAUUACUUACUUUCUCCCAUCAUUGGUCCAGAUGAAUUAUUGGCUCAAUUUCCAAAAACGUAUCUUAUGUGUGGUGAAAAGGACCCUUUCGUUGAUGAUACUGUAGUACUUGCUGGUCGUAUACGCGAAGCUAAGCGAAAGAAAAAACAAAUGAAUAAGGGGAAAUUUGGUGAAGGGUUGAGGAUGAGCGGUUUAAACGAGCUUGAUAAGCCAGACGAUUCUGAAAACAACUGGGUGGAGGUUAAGAUUCUUCAAGGAAUUAGUCACGCAUUUUUACAGAUGUAUCAUUUAUUACCAGAAAGUAAAGGCGCCAUAGGGGCAUGUGCACUAUGGAUGCUCGAAUGCUUUCGAGAUUCACCGCAAACAAACAACAUUUUAACAUCGAAUGUAACAAUCAAAAAUGAAAAUGAUGAAAGACUUAUAUUUGGACCUCAUCAUUCAAAUACUACCAAAUUCACGCAAAAUACACAAAAUGAUACAAAUAUUUCAUCCCAGAUAUCGGACAACGUCGAAAGCCCGUCAAUAAAUCAAGUUUCAAAUUCAAUAUCAAAUGCAUCAAGUGAAACAAUUCAAAAACAACCGGUUGACACAUCAGAAAUUGAUGUUUCCGCUUCACGAGUUAUUUUGUCACCGGGACAUGAAAGAGAGCGUGUUCUUUGGGAACAACAAAAUAUAUUACAUGAACAUGAAAUAAUGAAUAGAAGACGCGAGACUUUAGUAAGAAAUCUUGCUGAUUGA
This is a messenger RNA of Diversispora eburnea, 2178 nucleotides long. NCBI's taxonomy places the organism in Eukaryota, Fungi, Glomeromycota, Glomeromycetes, Diversisporales, Diversisporaceae. The record is from the annotation of a GenBank genome assembly.